Nerophis lumbriciformis (worm pipefish) is the source of this 2028-nucleotide messenger RNA. It is a transcript of the gene ctdspl2a, whose product is annotated as CTD (carboxy-terminal domain, RNA polymerase II, polypeptide A) small phosphatase like 2a. Lineage: Eukaryota; Metazoa; Chordata; Actinopteri; Syngnathiformes; Syngnathidae. The record is from RefSeq and is a predicted model, not a curated record. Gene Ontology annotation, molecular function: phosphatase activity.
GUCGUGUCCCGCUCACUCCGCCACGUUGGUUCGCGCGCGCGUGUCGCAUUCUCGCGCGCGCUCGCGUUAUGUUUGUGAUGAGGAGGCGGGAAAAUGGCGUCCUCGGACACGGCUGAUCUGUGAGCAGAUAUCGGCCACCAUCGCAGCUGGCAGCGGCGAGCACCGUCCGACCUCUGUCGGAGAGGGCUUGGGGGGGGUGGCGUCUCGGUUCCGGCAGUGAGCCGAACACGCCGCUGGACGUUUUUAAGCAGCGCUUCCUCCAUUUUUUCCUUCUCUUCUAUGUGAUGCUCGAGCAUGAUGCAGCUGAGAGCGCGUAAAGCUCCUCAGCAGCCAACCUUGGGCGGUCGAGUCCACACGUCCCAGGCCAAGAGGAAACACUGUCCAGUGGAAGCAUCCCCUCUGAGAGGCCGAGGCAAAAUGCAGAAGAAUGAAACGGGUCUUGUCUCCACCAUAAAGACAUUUAUUCGGGGGAAUGCUGUCAAGGUGGAGCCGGAUAUUCCCGCCAAGAGGAGUCGCAUUGAUUGUAGCUCUGAAAGUAAUCUCAUUUCUUCAACACCGCAAACAAGAGCCCUUGCCAACAAAUCAGUCUCGAGGGUUUGCAGAAAAAGUCCAAUUAAAGAUACAAUGACUUGCAACAGCAAGCCCUUAAAGCCAAACGGCAAGCUCGAAGCUCCAGUUGAGGAAGCGAGCAGUCCGCCGCGCACCACACUGCUGGGAACAAUCUUUUCUCCAGUCUUCAACUUUUUCUCACCAGCAACUAAAACUGCCACUCCGGGUUCGGACUCUCCUGGCCAAGCGAUUGAGGCAGAGGAGAUCAUGAAGCAACUAGACAUCGAGCAGGCAGAGGAAAUGCCAAGCAGCACGCUCACAUCCUCCGAGGGCAUCACCGCUUGUCACGGUGCCCCCAUGUUUCCGCAGAGACUGCAGAUGACUUCAGACUCCACCAUAGAGGACGCCGAGAUUGUGACUGAAACUGACAUGCCCUCAUUAACAGCUCCUGGUUGUUUGCCAGUUGGCAGCUAUCCACACACUUUACCCUCCGCCCCUGCAGAGCCGUCAUAUGAGGAUGACUGGGAGGUGUUUGACCCGUACUUCUUCAUCAAGCAUGUGCCGCCUCUGACAGAAGAGCAGCUGACGCGCAAACCAGCUUUACCUUUGAAAACCCGCAGCGCGCCAGAGUUUUCUCUUGUCCUAGAUUUGGAUGAAACUCUGGUCCAUUGCAGUUUGAACGAGCUGGAAGAUGCCGCUUUGACGUUCCCUGUGCUCUUCCAGGACGUAAUAUACCAGGUGUAUGUGCGGUUGAGACCCUUUUUCCGAGAGUUUCUCGAGCGCAUGUCUCAAAUGUAUGAGAUUAUCCUCUUCACGGCGUCAAAAAAAGUCUAUGCUGACAAGUUGCUAAACAUCUUGGAUCCAAAGAAGCAAUUAGUCAGACACCGUCUCUUUCGUGAGCAUUGUGUGUGCGUGCAAGGAAAUUAUAUAAAAGACCUCAACAUUUUGGGACGAGAUCUUUCCAAGACGAUAAUAAUCGACAACUCACCACAAGCCUUUGCCUAUCAGCUUUCCAAUGGGAUCCCAAUCGAAAGUUGGUUUGUUGAUAGAAAUGACAGCGAGCUUCUCAAGCUCGUUCCUUUCCUGGAGAAGCUGGUGGAACUGAAGGAAGACGUCAGGCCACACAUCAGAGACCGCUUUCGUUUGCACGACCUCCUGCCAUCAGACUGAGCACGUGCAGAUCGCCAUGGAAACACAAGGAUGUCUUCAAUGGAUGACACUUUUAAUACACAAAAUAAGAAAACAUGUUUUUAUGCAGAAACUGCAGGACUUCAUUGAAGAUGUUUUGUCUGCCACUUGAUCAACAAACUGAAUGUGAUUCUGUGGACCAGGUCCCAGGAUGGCCAGUCAAACCUGUAUUAUACUUAUUUGUGGCUCUUUUCUUGUAAAUAUAUGUACAGAUUGUUCUUUCCUUUUUACCGUUUUUAAGUCCUUUUUAUUUUUGGAUUUUAGUAUGGAAUCUGGGUUUUUUUUGUUUUU